Aspergillus ibericus CBS 121593 is the source of this 1488-nucleotide messenger RNA. Its product is annotated as alpha-hydroxy acid oxidase. The record is from RefSeq and is a predicted model, not a curated record. The coding region runs from base 199 to 1488 and encodes 429 amino acids. Gene Ontology annotation, molecular function: FMN binding; oxidoreductase activity. The transcript is spliced from 4 exons. Lineage: Eukaryota; Fungi; Ascomycota; Eurotiomycetes; Eurotiales; Aspergillaceae.
GUGAUAUACUGCGAUUGACUAAGAGUUGACAUUUUGUUGAUACUCUAUCAUGUACAUGAACUUUGUUAAAGUGUCUUUGUUUCUCUGAGAUUGGGACUUCUUGUGGCCGUCCGUGGGUAUAUACUUUCUUACCCUAACCGUCUGUUCCCAUCAUCACCAUUAUCAUCAACAUAGACAGCAUCAAACAUCACCAUCAACAUGUCCAAACCCGACUCUCCCAAUGCCUCCCAAUGCACACCUUCCCCAACGGACGACCCCCUCACCCUCCACGAAUUCGAACAAGCCGCCAAAGCCCGACUCCCCGCACACAUCUACGAGUUCUACGCCUCCGGAUCCGAUCAACAAAAUGCCCUAGCCCGCAAUGAAGCAGCAUUCAACCGCCUCUGUAUCCGCCCCCGCGUCCUCAUCGACGUCUCCGAAGUCGACACCUCCACCACCCUGUUCGGCUGGAAAGCCGCCCUCCCCAUCGGCAUCGCCCCAAGUGCUAUGCAACGUCUAGCCGGAGGAGAAGGGGAACUCGAUGUCGCUACCGCAGCGGCAAGCAUGGGUCUAAACCUGACUCUAUCCUCCCAAUCAACAACCUCCCUAGAAGACGUCGCGGAAGCCCGCAAUCGCAUCAAAACCGGAGACAUCCCGCCCCCUCCCUUCUGGAUGCAGAUCUACCUUUACGAGGAUGUACAAAAGAGCAUUAAUCUGAUCCGUCGAGCUGAAGCGGCCGGCUACCAAGCCCUCAUCCUAACCGUCGACACCCCCGUCCUAGGAAACCGUCUCGCGGAACGUCGCACGGCAGUGACUCUCCCGGCGGGAAUGACCCUCCCCAACCUGGACCCGCCCGCCCCCAACAACCCCGGGGCAAACCCCGAUGCACCCCCCCAACCGAGCAUAAACCGCCAACUCAUGAACGCGCGCACCGCCCAUUCCGCCCGUGCCCUCCGCACUGCCGCCGGCUCACAGAUGCACAGCAGUAGCCUAACCUGGCACACCACCAUCCCCUUCCUCCGCCGCACCACGUCCAUGAAACUCAUCCUAAAGGGAAUAAUGACUCCCGAAGACGCCCGUUUGGCAAUCCAACACGGCAUCGACGGCAUAAUCGUCUCGAACCACGGCGGUCGACAACUCGAUGCCACGUGCUCCACGCUCGAAGCCUUGCCGGAUAUCGUGAAUGCCGUAGCGGGUGCUAUUCCGGUGAUUUUGGAUGGCGGGGUGCGGUCGGGCGCGGAUGUGUUUAAGGCGUUGGCGGUCGGGGCGGAUUUUGUGCUUGUGGGGAGGCCGGUGUUGUGGGGGUUGGCGGUGGGGGGGAAGGAGGGGGUGCGGGGGGUUAUGGAUGUGUUGGAGAGGGAGUUGAGUAGGACGAUGGCGUUGGCGGGGGUGAGGGAGGUGGGGGAGAUUGGGAGGGAGAGGGUGGGGGUGUUGAGGAGGGAGGGGUUUGGGAGGUUGUUUGUGUGUUUAGGUUACGACUCUGGUGUUGAGAAUUUGGAUGGAGAAUAG